CACAACGCAAUCUUCCCCAAGACACCUUUCAUCGAAAGACAGCUUGGAUCCAAGGACCACGACCAGCCCAUCAUCGGAGAGACUGGACGAAUGCUCAUUAAUCCAAAAUCUCCAGUAAAGAAACCCGAUCUUUCAACUGUCAAACCAUGGUUCGCUACAUCUUCAACCCAACUGGCCGAAGGGCAACCCCAGCCAGAAACAAGACUUUCAAGUUUAGUGCAAAGCUCUUCGUGCCGGAGCAUACACGUGAUGGAAGUGGCAAGUCCUUGGAUGAACUAUACAGCAUCGACUUCGAAAACGAUGUGAUCGAGGAAGGUAGUAAGAGCGUCAUCUAUCGUUGUGUCCACAAAGAGUCAGGUGAAGAACGAGCCGUCAAAAUUGUGGCCAAGUCCUCUUCGAAUGAGGAUGAAAAUGCUCGUAUCCGCCAAGAGAUUGAGUUGCUCAAGAAGAUGGACCACCCCAACAUUGUCCGUGUCUUCUCCACCUUUGAAGACAACAAACACUUCUGCAUAGUCAUGGAAUACUGCAAAUGUGGAGAACUACGCCAUCAGAUCAUCGGAGGAACUAGCUUGUCUGAGUUCUAUGUUGCUGUCAUGAUCAAGACAAUUCUCAGUACAAUCAACUAUUGCUACCAGAAACACCAGGUUGUCCAUUUGGGGUUGAAGCCCGAAAAUAUUCUGCUCGACUCCACAGUCAGUGUCGAACAGCUCAAACUCAUUGAUUUUGGCAACUCUAUCCAGGCCCCGACUGCCACAAAAGCAGAACGGUUGAUCGGAUCCGCCGCCUAUUUGGCCCCUGAAUCACUCCAGUACCACAGUUACAGUCACAAAACCGAUAUCUGGGCGAUUGGCUGUGUCGCCUUCUUGGCACUCUCUGGACACAUGCCAUUUGAUGCUGCCAAUGACAAGGAAACUCUUGAGUUGAUCAUUAAUAGCAAGAAUGAAGUCGAACGAAAAGAAAUCUUUCAAGGGGACAAAUGGGCGUUGGUAUCCGAUGAUGCAAUUGAUUUCUUGUCCAAGAUGCUGUCCUUUGAACCCUUCAAACGACCUUCAGCAAAAGAAGCACUCCAACAUCCCUGGAUUCAACGAGUGACGCAAGCACAAAUCGAAGUUGUCCAGAAGCGCGACAUCAGCUUGGCCAAGUCAGCCAUCGACAAUCUAUUUUCUCUCCAGGCACCCUCCAAGCUGCAGCAAGCAGCACUCACGUACAUUGCCUCGCAGUGUUUGUCCAAGUUUGACAAAUCUGAAAUGGAACGCAUCUACCAGGCCUUGGAUUUGAAUGGGCUGGGCAAGCUGUCCAAGGAGGAUGUUCAAAAGGCUCAUGCGAAGUACAUGGAAGAUGAAGCCGACAUCAAAAAGUUGACCAAGGGGGAAUUAAAGGAACUCUUUGCACAAGUUGACUUCUUGGGAAAUGGAUUCAUUGAGUAUAGUGAAUUUUUGGUGGGUGCUCUUCCAGUGGACCGACUCUUGACAGAAGAAAACAUGCUCAAAGCAUUCCAACAUUUCGAUCAUGACAAGGACGGUGAAAUCUCCGCCGAAGAUCUGAAGCACGUUCUGGGAGCGUUGCUUCCCAAGGCGGACACGACGUCAUUGAACCUGGACAAGUACAUUCACGAAAAGGUUCUCCGACAGGUGGAGACUGGCGCGGAAGGCACCAUUACCUACGAUGUGUUCGUCGAUUUGCUACUAGAAAGCAAAAGUGGACCCGGCCGGAAUCCCCAUCGACGCCAGAGCGCUCAAUUCACCUCGGAAGAGUUCCGCAUGGCAAAUGCUGUCGAUCGAAUGUCCAUUUCAGGAAAUGUCUUUGAUCAGAGUCGUUUUGUCUUUGAACGAAAUUUGAAAGUUUGAAGCGAUCAAUGAGUUGAGCGAGACACUUCCGAACUCUAGCUGGAUGCAAGAUCUGAUCAACCAACUACAUGUACCCGUAACUUGACCUACUAUAACAGAAUCCAUUUGCACUUUG
Seminavis robusta is the source of this 1962-nucleotide messenger RNA. Lineage: Eukaryota; Bacillariophyta; Bacillariophyceae; Naviculales; Naviculaceae. The record is from the annotation of a GenBank genome assembly.